GCCGUGACGUCACCGCCAAUGAGCGCCUUCCAAAUAACAACAUGAUGGCCACGCUAUGCAGGUCCGUGGCAUUGGCUGUUUUACUGACACUGGUCUCAGCUGUUGACCGAGGCAAUUUCAAGAGUUGCCAACAAAGCAGUUUCUGCAAACGACAUCGUGCUGUGAAACCAGGGGAAAGUCCAUAUGCUCUCCUCACUGACACUGUGACAGUAAAUGAUGCAGGACUAGUAGGAGAUGUCAUUAAUGAAAAUAAUAGAAUUGUUUUUACUUUAGAAAUAUACCCUCUAAAGGAUUCAACUGUGCGCAUUAAAAUAAAUGAAAAAAAUCCUAUCAAACCCAGAUUUGAGGAUCCGUAUGCCUUAGUAAAGGAUAUUCAUGGAGAAAGCUUUGAGGCUGUUGAUCAGUCUGCUCAAGGAGUGACCGUCAAAUUUGGAUCACAUCGUGCUGUUGUAAACGCAAAACCUCUGAAGAUCGAUAUCUAUAAUGGCGAUGAUCUUGUGGUGAGCACUAAUGCUCGGGGACUUCUCAAAUUUGAACACUACAGGAAUAAACCUGGAAAUGAGGAACAGCCUGCAGAGGGAGAGGGAGAGCCCAAUGCCCUUCCAGCUGAAGAUCAGGAGGAAGACAAAGAUGGAUUGUGGGAGGAGUCCUUCAAGGGCCACACUGACUCCAAGCCUCUUGGGCCAGCCUCAGUGGGCAUGGAUAUAUCCUUUGUCAACUCCAAGCAUGUAUAUGGAAUACCAGAGCAUGCGGACUCUUUCUCGUUGAGAGAAACCACGUCAACUGAUCCCUACCGGUUGUACAACUUGGAUGUUUUUGAAUAUGAAGUGGACAAUCCUAUGGCUCUGUAUGGUUCUGUACCAGUAAUGCUCUCCCAGACUGCACGGCACACUACUGCUGUAUUUUGGCAUAAUACUGCUGAAACAUGGAUUGAUAUUAAGAAAUUGCCAGAUAGCAAUGUUGUGUCUUCCAUCACUGGUUUCUUCUCCAGUGGAGAGACUGACCCUCCACAGGUGUCUACACAUUGGUUCUCUGAGUCUGGCAUCAUUGAUUUGUUUGUCAUGCUAGGACCAAGACCCAUGGACGUCUUCAGACAGUAUGCAGGUCUUACAGGAACUCAGAACCUUCCACCGCUUUUUAGUCUGGGAUAUCAUCAGUGCCGCUGGAACUACAAUGAUGAAGAGGAUGUACGUCAAGUGCAUGAAAACUUUGACAAACAUGAUCUUCCUUUGGAUGUGAUGUGGUUAGAUAUUGAACACACUGAUGGGAAAAGGUACUUCACAUGGGACCAUUACAAAUUCCCAAACCCACUGGAAAUGACCGCCAACCUCACUGCAAGAGGCCGCAAACUUGUGACCAUUAUUGAUGUUCAUUUCAAACGGGACAGUAAUUAUUUCUUUUAUAAAGAAGUUCAUGAUCGAGACCUUUUUGUUCAUACAAAAGAUGGAAAUGAGUUUGAUGGUUGGUGCUGGCCAGGUUCUUCAUCCUAUAUUGAUAUGACUAAUCCUGAUGCGCGAGAACACUACAGUGACACUUACCGACUUGACCGCUACAAGGGUUCCACCUUGGAUACGUUCACAUGGAAUGACAUGAACGAACCCUCUGUCUUCAAUGGACCAGAAAUCACAAUGCCCAAAGACAAUUUACAUCCUGGCAUUGGGGUAGAACACAGAGAAGUUCACAAUGCUUAUGGAAUGCUGUUUCAUGAAUCAACUUAUGAAGGCCACAUGAAAAGGUCAGACAGACGCUUGCGACCCUUCAUUCUCACGCGCGCCUUCUAUGCUGGAACACAGAGAAGUGCAGCUGUGUGGACUGGUGACAACACAGCUGAUUGGAGUCACCUGCGCAUAAGUCAGCCCAUGUUGCUGUCGCUCUCUGUUACAGGGAUCACUCAUGUUGGUGCUGAUGUUGGGGGCUUCUUCGGUAAUCCUGACAUUAACCUGCUUGCUCGAUGGUAUCAGGCAGCAGCUUUCCAGCCUUUCUACAGAGCCCAUGCCCAUCUUGACACAAAACGACGUGAACCUUGGCUCUUUGAUACAGAAACACUGCGCAUUAUCAGAAAAUCACUACGGCAGCGUUAUCAGCACCUACCUCUUUGGUAUUCACUGUUCUAUGAGAAUGAGUUAACAGGUGCUCCACCAAUGAGGCCUUUGUGGGCUUGUUUCCCCGAAGAUGAAACUACCUUUGGCAUAGAGAGUGAACACAUGAUCGGUUCCGCUCUUCUUGUUCAUCCCAUCACUGAACCGGGAGCCGUCACAGCCAGUGUUUAUUUCCCGCCCGGAGUCUGGUAUGACAUUGAGGAUUUGAGUGUGCAUCACGGGCCCAACCACAAAGUCGUGUCUGCAGCAAGGGACAAGAUCCCUGUAUUCCAGCGAGGUGGAACUAUUAUUCCUCGCAAGGACAGAGUUCGUCGUGCUUCUACCCUCAUGCGUGAAGAUCCCUACACGCUUGUCAUAGCCUUGGAUUCUGAUGGGAAGGCACAAGGCACACUAUACAUAGAUGAUGAACACACUUUUGAUUACAGACAGGGCAAAUUCUUGUAUUUGGCUUUCUCAUAUGAAGAUGGUGUUUUGACCUCAAAGAAGAUUGAUCCAAAUGGAAGCUAUGAUACUGCAUCCUGGCUAGAACGGGUUAUCGUCAUAGGACUCCACAAGCAAGCUACAAAAGUAUCAGUCAACAGUGCCACAGUGGGCACCCGGGACUUGGAAAGCACAUUUGAAAGUGGAAGCGCCACGCAGGGAAGCCAGCUAACCAUACGCAAGCCAGGAGUCAGUAUGCAAGAGGAGUUUACUAUUACUAUCCGUUAAUUCAAUUACUUGUAUGGCUGGCUGUCAUUACAGCUGAGAUACAUAGCUUAAUAAGUUUAAUUAAAUAUUUUAUAAACUUCAUGCAGGUUGAUGUUACAGAUGUGAACUGUGUAACAAAAGAAGGAAGAAAAUUUAGGAUAGAUUGCAGAUGGUAUUUGUUCUACAGUACAAGUUCUUAAUUUUUUUUUAUUCUUUUUUUUAAUUUGAUUGUCCCUUUUCCUUUUGGCUCUGGUAUUGGUUGGUGAAUUUUCACAGUUUUAUAGGAAGAAGUUCAGGUUCCUACUGGAAUGAGUAAUUUUUCUUAUUGAUAUUCAAUUUUUUUUUUCUUACUUUUUUCUAUAUAAUUUAAGGUAUAUUAGAUAUUUUUGUAAUAGUUGAUAAAUACAUGUGGUGUAAUAUGGUACUCAGAUAUGUUGUCAGUCCUUGUGAACUUUGUAUGUCAUGACACAAUGCAUGAAAGAAGCUUGCACACUUGAAAGUGGGGGAAAAGAUAGUAAGCAUUUGCCUAGACAACUAAGGGCAAAACAGUCCAUUCUAAUGCACUGAGAAUAACCCAUAGAAAGACAAUGAAUAUAAAAAGUUACAAACUUGAGUCCAAAAAUUUAUUGAUGCCGAUUUAUGGUUUUGAAAACUUGGAUAUAGUCAAAGAAUAUAGUCAAAAUAUAUUUGGAGGGGGAGAAAAUUAUACCAGGGGUUUCAGUUGGGUAACUGGUCAGUACUCAUUGUAUUUUUUUUUUUUUCUCUCCAAAUGAUGCCGGUAGUGAUAGCCAGUUACUUGUUAUGUAUAAUAGGUUUUUAGGAAAGUUCAUUUUUACUCUGGUGAUAUUAUUAGCACAGCUGGUUAAUCCAGUUACCUUUAUUUUUGUGCAUAUUAGAUUUGGUUGGAGGUAAUCAUGAACAUUUUUAAAAAACACUUUCUACUAAGAUAGUGCAUUGAGACUGGUAUCCUGGAAAAUUACCAAGGGUCUCUAAGUCAUCGAUCAUGAUUAUUAUUGAUGAAUACAUGCCACAGUGAACCAAAAUUUAACCUUUACAAUCAGGGUUUCAGUUAGAAAUGUUAGCAAUAGCAUUUUCCAGACUAUAUUUUGAUCAGAGUGACCAGAAGGUACACCUCUGUCUUAUAUCUUUGUGUGAAUCUGUAAGAUGUGCAAACUAUUUAUUAUUUAUGUAUUUCCACCCUCUUCUAAAGAGUGCAGUAUAAGGGCAGAUGGCAAUAUUUGAAUAGAUACAGCUUGAGGAUAUGUACUGUAAGAUCUGAUAUUAAGUGGAAGUGACUAAAUUAAUGUUAACCAUUCUAAUUUACAGCAAAUGAUAGCAGACCAUAAAUCCAUUAGUUUUAUAUCAUUUGUAACAAUAAAUCUUACCUCCAGUGCUUGAGGGUAGUUAUAUCCAUUGUACAAAAUAGAUAAGUUUAAAGUUGGAAGCACUUACUGUGAUAGCUGUAAUUUAUUUAUCAACCGUGGAUUAAAUAUCAUCGAGGGCUAUGAGCAAGUGAUGGGCUAUGUACAUCGGAGCCUUUUAGAAGUAGUGUCAGUAUGUAUUUAUUUCCAAUCAUGAAGAGUGAAUUGUAAGUUGGAACACAUGGAAGUGUAUGUUGUCAUGUCAGCCAUAAGAAUUAUGCAAUUGGCAAUUAUUUUUCACAAUGGUUUUUAUAUCUGCAAGUUUUCUUAGAAGAACACGUACACCACAAAUGAUUUACUGGAGGUUUAUUAAAUAGUUAUGAUACAUUUUAAUAUGAUCAUACAUGUUCUGUACCCUGUUUGGCCACAUGUCCCACAUUCCAAAUGUGUGUGUGAGUGCACAAUGUAUAAAUAAAGAAAAUUUUGUUA
Messenger RNA from Penaeus chinensis, 4636 nucleotides. It is a transcript of the gene GCS2alpha, whose product is annotated as neutral alpha-glucosidase AB-like. The record is from RefSeq and is a predicted model, not a curated record. NCBI's taxonomy places the organism in Eukaryota, Metazoa, Arthropoda, Malacostraca, Decapoda, Penaeidae. Bases 42 to 2807 code for a protein of 921 amino acids. Gene Ontology annotation, biological process: carbohydrate metabolic process; N-glycan processing. Gene Ontology annotation, molecular function: alpha-glucosidase activity; carbohydrate binding. The transcript has 17 exons.